AUGGAAGAAGCGAAUGAGGACGCAUGUAUUGCUGAACUAUUUGGAUUCAAAGGGAAGAAGAUAAAUAAGAAGACGAAGAAAACGGCCGAGACAGUUGGCGUGGAAGCAGCUGAGGAUUCUGCGAUAGUCGUUGCCGCAAACGAUGGUGGUGAUGCUCGUACAAGUACCGGUGUUAGGAUUUCUCUGUUCGAUUUCUCGGUUGAGAAUUUUUUCAGAGACAUGGACACCAUUGCCAAACUCUGCGGGGAAGAACAACACUACGCUGCAUUUGAGCAAAGCGAGAUCCAGAGAAUAUCUUCCUCCGUUACUUUCUUAAGAGAAUGGAGAGAUUUUAAAUAUCCAUCAAGAAGCAUUAUGUUUGCUUACGGACUUGGGAGCCCUGAGAGCUCUGAGGGAAAGGAUGACAGUGCCAUAAAUUUACCUCAGUUUUCGUCUGCCACUGUUCCUAAGCAUAAUAUGCGAUGGGAGGAUCAACUUGGGGAUGCCAAUUCUCGGGAAUCCAGAGAUUUUGUGAUGAAUGCUGGAGGCCCUGUAUGGGCAUUAGAUUGGUGUCCUCGGAUACAUGAAAAGCCUGAUUGUUCAUUUGAAUGUGAGUUUAUUGCUGUUGCUGCUCAUCCACCUGGCUCUUCUUAUCACAAGAUGGGUGCCUCACUUACUGGCAGAGGUGUCAUCCAAAUAUGGUGUCUUCUAAAUAUCAGGGGACCCAACGAAGAGGUAUCUUCUCUCACAGAGAAGAGAAAAGAAAGACCUAAGAAAGAUAGAGGCGCAAAUGACAAAUCGACACAAAUAAAGAGGCCUAGAGGAAGACCAAGAAAGAAUCUAACAUUAGUAGCAGUGGAUGAUACGAACUGUGAGACCCAGUACAUGCCAGCUCUUGCUGUUCAGUUUGCAGAAAAUUGUACUGAGUUUACUGCUCCAGAUGGGAAUCUUGAAAAGAAUGAAGAAAUAUUUCCUGCUACAAACAAGAGAAAAGGAAGACCUAAAAAAAAUGGAGCCAUGAAUGAAAAAUCAUCACUGAUAAAGAGACCUAGAGGAAGACCUAAAAAGAAUUCAAAUGAAGUAACAGCUGGUGAUCCAGUGUGUGAGACCCAAUCUGUGCAAGCUCUUGUUCAAGUUCCAGAAGAUUCAGCUGAAUUUAUUUGUCCAGAUGUGGCUCAUGGUAAUUUCAAUGGGAAGAGACCUAGACGAAGACCUAAAAAGAAUUCAGAUGAACUAACAUCGGCUGAUCCAAAAUAUGAGAACCAAUCUGUGCAAGCUCUUGUAGUUCAAGUUCCAGAAGAUUCAGCUGAAUUUCUUUCUCCAGAUAGGACUCCUGGCAAUUGCAGUGAAUAUGCUUUGCAACAAUAUUCAGUUACAAAGGGAAAGCAUGCCAAAAAAGCUGCUUCUGCAUGCAAUACUAUUCCAAAAAGUCUUGUUAAAAGGAGUAGGUUGAAAAUUAAUAGUAUGGAGGGGAAAUAUAACCAAGAUAUUAGUCAGCCAUUAUUGAUACAGGGUGAGAAUGAGGCACAAAAUCAUAAGCAUUGUAACUCAGAAUUGGGUCCUCAGGCAGCUGCUUGUUCUAUUCCAGGAGAUGUAACUUUGCCAAGAGUUGUGUCAUGCCUAGCUCAUAACGGAAAGGUGGCAUGGGAUGUGAAAUGGCGACCUACUAACAUUUCUGAUUCCUUAUGUAAGCACCGAAUGGGCUAUCUUGCUGUCUUGUUGGGCAAUGGAUCUCUAGAAGUGUGGGAGGUUCCUCUUCCUCAUGUAUUGAGAGCAAUUUAUAUGCAUAAAGAAGGCACUGAUCCACGCUUUAUAAAAUUGGAGCCCGUAUUUAAAUGCUCAAGGUUGAAGCGUGGUGGCUUCCAAAGCAUUCCACUAACAGUGGAGUGGUCAGUUACGCCCUCUCAUGACUAUCUACUUGCUGGCUGCCAUGAUGGAACGGUUGCUUUGUGGAAAUUCUCUGCAAAUGCUUCUUCAAAAUGUGAUGAUACAAAGCCUGUGCUUUGUUUCGGUGGGGAUACGGUUCCUAUUAGAACAGUUGCCUGGGCUCCAUUUGAAGGUGAUCCAGAGAGUUCUAAUAUAAUUGUAACCGCUGGACAUGAAGGCCUUAAGUUUUGGGACCUACGUAAUCCAUUUCGUCAUUUGAGGAGCCUCCAUCCUGCGCCAAGAAUCAUAUACUGUCUGGAUUGGCUGUCAAAUCCAAGUUGCAUCAUUAUGUCCUUUGAGGAUGGAACAGUGAGAACCAUUAAUUUGGCGAAGACUGUUAAUGAUCUCCCUGUAAGUGGGACUACAUACAAUGGGAAAAAGCAACCUGGGAUGCACAGUUCUUCGUAUUCAUCUUCUGCCAUUUGGAGUGUUCAGGUGUCACGUAUAACAGGCAUGGUUGCAUAUUGCUGUGCCGAUGGAACUGCCUUCCGUUUUCAGCUUACUACUAAAGGAUUGGAUACAGAUGGUUCACGCAAUCGAGUCCCAUUUUUUCUUUGUGGGUCGUUAACUGAGGAGGAAUCAACUCUCGUUAUCAAUACUCCAGUAUCAAACUCUCCUUUCCCGCUGAGGAAGUCAUAUGAAAGGAGCAGGCAUGCUGAAUCUUUCCGAGAAUUAUUAUCCAAGUCAAAAAUUAGCAAAAGUGCAAAUAAUAAUAAAAUGGCAAAAGCUUCUGAUUCUAAGACUUUAGCCCUCUGUGAUGGUAACAAUUUGGGUUUGGAAUCUGGAUCUGAGGAAGCAUUGUCUUCUGUGGGGCCGCCAAAAAGACCAAAAUUGAGUGGUACCAGCAAGAAAAAACCAGCAGAAAGCACAGCUCUUGUUUGCGGAGAUGAUGUGUCAACAAGUACUCCAGCGGUUGAUAAUGAAAAGUCAGAUGUUGAGAGUAUACCUGAAGCUUUUCCUCCCAAAAUUGUUGCAUUCCAUAGAGUGAGAUGGAACAUGAACAAGGGUAGUGAGAGAUGGUUGUGCUUUGGAGGAGCCAGUGGACUUUUACGUUGUCAGGAGAUUGUUUUCUCUGAUAUUGAUAAAAAAUGGGCCUUGAAGAGAUGACAGCAUUUCAUCCACUUAAUUUUGGUGUGGUACAUUGCCUUAAAUGUAAAUAUCAGCUGUAAAUUUGAAUCAAUCACGCUAAGAAGUUCGAGUCAAUAUGUAACAUUUUGUUUACAUUAUAUUCAUUAUGAAAUGCAGGUGGAGGACUUUGUCCACCCCUAUGUAAAUUUAAACUGGGUGAAGUCUU
This is a messenger RNA of Gastrolobium bilobum, 3199 nucleotides long. RefSeq lists its product as uncharacterized. Gene Ontology annotation, biological process: transcription by RNA polymerase III. NCBI's taxonomy places the organism in Eukaryota, Viridiplantae, Streptophyta, Magnoliopsida, Fabales, Fabaceae. Gene Ontology annotation, cellular component: transcription factor TFIIIC complex. Gene Ontology annotation, molecular function: protein binding; DNA binding. The coding region runs from base 1 to 3012 and encodes 1003 amino acids. The transcript is spliced from 15 exons. The record is from RefSeq and is a predicted model, not a curated record.